UAGUCGGUAUGAAAAGCUUUAUAAACAGCGUCAACAGCAGCAGUUUCAAUCCACAGUGGAAGAAGCAAGUAGACCGGAAAAACAACAACAGCCAGCAAACAGAGAAAGAUAUAACUGUAUUUCCUUAUCCGGUGCCUGCGGCUUAUUUGUCGCUCUGUUGUCGGAGAGAAGCAGCGUAUGAGGAGGCCAGCGACGGCGGUUUAGUCCCUGAGAUGCAACGGUGGACUUUAUUCACGCAGUGAGCUAGUUAGCUAACGUCCAGCAAUCCCUUCGACCAUUCACUCUGCUGUCCUGAGCUGGGAAAAACUCUGAAUAUGGCAAGGGUUUCACACCGAGACUACAAAACUGGCGCUUUUAAAUCACUGGACUGGCACGUUGCCCAGCUAGUGUACCCAUGAUAAACAUUGUUAAAUUGGACAAUUCAUCAAAUGGCCAAGGAGAGUGACGGAUUUCUUGUGUAUGUCUCACUGCAUGCAAUGGGUUACCACUGCUAAAUGUUUCUAAACCCUUGUCUCUGUUGAAGCUCAACACAUUGAUAACGUUAGAUAUGGAAUUGCCCUGGAUGUAAAGACUGUCUGGAAAACUCAAACGUCACAGCUGUGUGAGCCUUGCUGCUUGUCCCCAGAGCUUAUUUGAGGGCCAACAUGUCAAUGUCAGGGUCCACGACUGUGCAGCUUUUCACCAAGCUUGUCAAGCACGCAGUGGGCAAGGCAGAGAUUCAGCUGAACCGCUGGCUGCAGAGGACUGCCACAGAGGAGUGUGACAAAAUUGACAUAUUGAUAUGCAGCGCCUUCGACGAGACAGGGGCCAACAUUGGAAAGUCAGAUGGAGACCCUGAGGUUAUCUGUGACUCAGGGGGAUCAACCUUCAACAACACUGGAGAGUUUAGACACCCAUGCUGUAUCACCACCUUCUGCUUCAAGAGUGCCCUGCUGGCCUGCGUCCUGACUGCUGUGUGCUUCUCCUCAGUUGCACUUGUUCGCCAAUACCUCAAGGACCUCCUGCUCUGGGUGGAGAGCUUGGACAGCCUCGUCGGAGCCUUGCUGUUUAUAGUUGGUUUGAUUAUCGUGUCUUUCCCGUGUGGAUGGGGAUAUAUUGUUCUUAAUGUUGCAGCUGGCUACCUCUACGGCUUUGUGCUGGGCAUGGGACUUGUUAUGGUAGGAGUUCUAAUAGGGACCUUCGUGGCACACCUGGUGUGCAAACGACUAUUGACUGACUGGGUGCUGAACAAAGUUGGGAACAGCGAACAGCUCAGUGCUGUCAUACGAGUGGUGGAGGGAGGGAGUGGACUCAAAGUUGUGGCCUUAGCGAGACUCACCCCAAUACCUUUUGGGCUCCAAAAUGCAGUUUUCUCGAUCACAGACGUGUCCUUGCCAAAUUACCUGGUGGCCUCCUCUGUGGGCCUGUUGCCCACUCAGCUUCUCAACUCAUACCUGGGCACCACACUUCGCACCAUGGAGGACGUCAUCGCUGAGCAGAGCGUCAGCGGAUACUUCGUCUUCAGCCUGCAGAUCGUCAUCAGCAUCGGCCUGAUGUUCUACGUCGUGCACCGGGCACAGGUAGAGCUCAACGCCGCCAUCGCUGCCUGCCAGAUGGAGCUGAAGUCGUCGCACAUGAACGGCUCCUCCACCAAUCACAGCGGCUUCACCUACUGCAGCAAGAGAGCGGCGGCAGGCAGCGGAAACUGCAUUAACGUGGUGUGACCGCUGGAGCUCCUACAACUCAGUCGCUGAAUUGUAAGACUUCCGAGCUCAUGGGAACCCCGCUAUGUUUAGACGGUCUCUGAAAUGUUUUGGAGGGUUUAUAAUGUUCUGACCACACUACGGAGAAAACCCUGAAAGCGUACAUCCUUAGUCGGUACGAUGUUUUAGAUGUGUGGACCACGCACCCUUUAAGAAACGGUGCUGAUGGAAAAUGCGACACAUCUUUUCGAAUGAUCUUCUUUCUUUUUUAUUAAGGCACUCUCAACCUAUGAAGUUAUUUACUUUGGUACAGGAGUGAUCAACGAAAUAUGAUAUUUAGAGAUUUAAGAGGUGGCUAAAUGAGUCCUUAAAAACAAUAACUAGGCAUUAACUGCCUGCUAACACCAUGAAUGUGCAAUCUGGAGCUUUCUGGAGAACCAAGGAAUUAUAUUUUCCAUUUCAGUGUCAAAGAAAUGCCAACCUAUGCACCUUUCACUUCAUCCGUUUUUAUUUUACUCAAGCUAUUUAUGAUCUGUCUACAUCCAGUGCUAAUUCACGGUACAAAUAAUAAGGGCCUUAUUACUUUUGUAAAAGAAAAUUUGGCUUUUUAGUCCAGUUCCUUUUUUAAGUGUCUUAUUUUUGGACUAUGGAGAGAGGGGGAAGCUCUCAGCGAGAACUACUGUGUGAUUUCUGCUGGCUUUCUACCACAUCAGCUGAAUUGGCCUUGUCUGCCCGGACAUCGCUUUUUGGCGCUUCUGCAGUUUUUUGAUAAGAGCAGCUGGGGAGCAGAGCAGAUUUCACAGCACGAAACUCAGGAAUGUUUCUGCCAGGAAAGUUGAAGUGAUCAUCAGCUCCUCGGUCGCACAGCCACACAUUCUGCUACGGAAAGAUUCCCACACUGCGCCGAAACCGAGAUGUCAAAGCUUUCCUGUAAAUGUUUAUAUUCAUUUUAAAUUAGGUUUUACAUUUGUGUUUUGUUUUACAUCUUUGACUAAGAUUAUCCAUUAGGAUUAUUACAUAAUUGUUGCUUUAGAUAGUUGUUUUGACAAUUCUGUGCAAUACAUCAACAUAUGGUGAUUUAAUGGCAUGAAUGUCGUAUUUCAUUGCUGAAACCAAACUAAUCAGAAAUGCUCUAAUGCAUCAACAUAACACAACGCUGAGUCUGUGUUUAUUUAAGGUUUUAUUUAGAUUCUAUGCGAGUAAGCUAGAUGAGAUAGAAGCUGUUUAUCUUUUAUGUGCCAUCAUUUGGUAAAGCUUAACGGACGGCGUGUCACUGAGGCUAUAUGUGACUUCUGACUGAUUUUAUUACCUAAUGUUAACUAUGGAUCGGUUCUUUAUAAUACAACAAAGAUCUCAUCCUGUAGGUUCUCUUGCACAGUCCACAAACAGGUGUACAUUAUUUUCAUACAGAUGAGUUAAACUAGGAAGGGGUUUGGUUGCUCAAAAGUUGAAGCUGAUGUGUCUCAGAAGCCGACAAUCAAACACAACAUGGACACUUAAGUGAUGAAUGUGAUAAUGUUUUUUAUUUUUACAUGAAUUAUUGUGAUUCUGCUCCUCAGGCAAAGUCUGGUUGAGGAAUAAUAAGGGCUCCUUUAUGAAAUCUUCAUCUCUACGUUUCUGUGUUUGUAAUGCUCGCACCACAUUUAGUUUUUCAUGUUUUGUACUAAUGGUUGCUUUUCUUUCUUCAAAGCCAGAUUUAAUGUUCGCCCUACACAUUCCAUGCUGUCAGUCCUCUUCAAAGCUGUAGAGUUAUUGUCAUGUUGGUUGAAAGGGCCCCUUCCUGUCUGAAUUUAGCAAUAAUGUUUGAAAAGCAAAAACAAUAUGAUAGAAAUCAUGAGAUCUGUUGCCAAGUGUUGUGAAAACCUGUUUACUACAUAUGUUAAAGAUCAGCUCGUAAACAUUAAACUUUUUUUUUCAAGAGGGAACAAAAACUGUAUGUGAGUUGUGAGUCGAGCCAUGUUCCUCUAUAAGAUUGAAGAUACAUAUUCCCAGGUUUUUGUUUCAGUGUUCAACCUGCCUGUGGCCUCCCGCUGCCUCUGACAGAUAUUUCUGCGCUGCCACUCAGCGUGAACGAGAAAACAUCUGAGUCCCGAAACAUACUGAUCGAUCAUUGACGUUUAGAGAUCCACAUCCCGCUCCUCUCGUUACAUGAAAAUCUGCUAAAUCCAAAUUGGGACACGUUUUCCAGUUUCUUACUUGAAUUGAACGGUUAGGUACAGAGAGAUGAGUUCAUUAUAUGGCUGCGAGAUUCUAUAAAAUCUAGUCACCCCUCACUUUCUUUUUGAAAUUAUUUUGAGUUACCCCAAGGCUAACAGUGAUGCUACCUUCCAAACAAAAUGCGAGUCACUGAAGUAAACGUUAUACCGUGUCAAAUGCAAAAAUCUAAUUGACGAAACUUGAUCAGCCGCAGUUCACGAUGUUUUAACUGGGAUUUUGAAAACUUGAGCUGUGGGAAAAUGAGCAGUAAAGGCUUUAGCUCCUCCUAGGUGGUUUCUACUUAACUUAGAUAUAGUUAUGCAACAACUGAUUCCUAAGGGAAGUAUAUUUCAUAGACACCCACACAAGACCUGCACCUGGGAGGUAACUGGACCGUUAAAGAGGAGUACAGUGUGAUGUCAUUAACUCAAAGGUCACGUUUAGGGUCUCGGUCGGUGCUAUGAAAUGCAAUACUUCCCAUCUGUAUCAAGUGCAUUAAACAUAUACCGUAUUUUGUAAUACAGAGAAUUUUACAGUGUAUAAAUAUUGAUAUUUAUCGCUGUACAAUGCUUGUUCAGUGUUAUUUAUGAGAGAGAAAAUAAAACCUGUCAGACUUUGUUACAAAAUGUU
Molecule: messenger RNA, 4508 nt
Organism: Eleginops maclovinus (Patagonian blennie)
Lineage: Eukaryota; Metazoa; Chordata; Actinopteri; Perciformes; Eleginopidae
Gene: tmem64
Product: transmembrane protein 64
Exons: 4
Coding region: 645-1703 (352 amino acids)
Biological process (GO): regulation of cytosolic calcium ion concentration; positive regulation of bone resorption; positive regulation of osteoclast differentiation
Cellular component (GO): endoplasmic reticulum
Source: RefSeq, a predicted model, not a curated record